GCGGCCUGCGUGAGGCCCGUGGUGGUGACGGGGACCUCGGCGGCGGCCUGUCCGGUCCGGAGCCCCGCCCCACCUGCUCCCUGCCCACCGGUCUGUCCGCCCUUCCCGAGGACGCGGGCGUCGAAGACGCGUGAUGGCAGCCUCGCUUCUGAUGGCCGGUUCCCAGACGCCUGUGACGUUUGAGGACGUCGCCGCCUACUUGACCCGGGAAGAGUGGAGGCCGUUGGACCCCGCUCAGAGGGACCUGUAUCGGGAGGUUGUGCAGGAGAAUUUUGGAGACAUGGUGUCACUGGACUUUACGAUCGGCGGCGAGAACGAGGUGAUCCCCAAGCAGGAGGUGGUGGACGAGGGGUACGGGGUCCUCCCGGGGCGGCCCAAGGGCGGCGAGCCCCAGGACCUGGAGUUCGACGGCGGCGGCGGCGGCGGCGGCGGGCUGACGGCGCGGCCCUGGGCGGCGCUGGCGGCGGAGGGCUGGGCCGGCUACCCCCCGGCCCAGGUGGCCGACCUCCUGGCCCAGGCGGAGGCCCUGGGGGACGGGGCCGGCGCGGGCGGGGCCGGGGCCGGGGCGGGCGGGGGCCGCUUCCUCAAAUGCCCCGAGUGCGGGAAGGGCUUCGGCCAGACGUCGGACCUGAACCGGCACCGGCGCACGCACUCGGGCGAGCGGCCCUACAAGUGCGGCGAGUGCGGCAAGUCGUUCAGCCGCAGCUCGCACCUGAUCCAGCACCAGCGCACGCACACGGGCGAGCGGCCCUACGACUGCAGCGAGUGCGGCAAGAGCUUCGGCCGCAGCUCCCACCUCAUCCAGCACCAGACCACCCACACGGGCGAGAAGCCCCACCGCUGCGGCGAGUGCGGCAAGUCGUUCUGCCGGGCCUCGCACCUGCUGCAGCACCAGCGCACGCACACGGGCGAGCGGCCCUUCGCCUGCGCCGAGUGCGGCAAGGGCUUCGGCCGCAGCUCCCACCUGGCGCAGCACCAGCGCACGCACACGGGCGAGAAGCCCUACGCCUGCGGCGAGUGCGGGCGCGGCUUCAGCGAGCGCUCGGACCUGAUCAAGCAUUACCGCGUGCACACGGGCGAGCGGCCCUACCGCUGCGAGGACUGCGGCAAGCACUUCAGCCAGAACUCGGACCUGGUGCGCCACCGGCGCGCCCACACCGGCGAGCGGCCCUACGAGUGCCGCCAGUGCGGCGAGAGCUUCAGCCGCAUCUCCCACCUGGCCCAGCACCGCCGCACCCACACCGGCGAGCGGCCCUACGAGUGCCGCCAGUGCGGCAAGGGCUUCAGCCGCAACUCCCACCUGGCCACCCACCAGAAGACCCACACGGGCGAGAAGCCCUACGCCUGCGGCCAGUGCGGGCGCGGCUUCGGCGAGCGCUCGGACCUCGUCAAGCACCAGCGCACGCACACGGGCGAGAAGCCCUACGAGUGCGCCGAGUGCGGCAAGGGCUUCACCCAGAGCUCCAACCUCCUCACCCACCAGCGCACGCACACCGGCGAGCGGCCCUACGAGUGCGACGAGUGCGGGCGGGCCUUCAGCCGCAGCUCGGCCCUCAUCAAGCACAAGCAGGUCCACGGCGACUAGGCGCG
This is a messenger RNA of Tachyglossus aculeatus (Australian echidna), 1590 nucleotides long. RefSeq names its product zinc finger protein 436 (gene ZNF436). Gene Ontology annotation, molecular function: recombination hotspot binding; histone H3K36 methyltransferase activity; histone H3K4 methyltransferase activity. The transcript has 4 exons. Bases 134 to 1585 code for a protein of 483 amino acids. Gene Ontology annotation, cellular component: nucleus. Lineage: Eukaryota; Metazoa; Chordata; Mammalia; Monotremata; Tachyglossidae. The record is from RefSeq and is a predicted model, not a curated record. Gene Ontology annotation, biological process: regulation of DNA-templated transcription; positive regulation of reciprocal meiotic recombination.